CAAUCAAUCACGUCGUGAAUUUAUACGGAGCCAAGAAUUUUUCUCGGGGAAACAAUUUACGCAAUAAUUUGAGUUAAUUGUGAUGUAAAAAAGUAAUUUUGCCAGUUUCGUACGUAUUGUUUGAAUUGUGAUUCGAAUUUCAGUUUCGUCUCGAUUUCGACAACUGAAGCGAGCAGUAAGAAAAAAAGAAGGGAGGAGAUAAUCUUCUGAUUUUCGGGAUUGGAAAUUUCGAGAGAGAAAUGAGAUCGUUGUCCCGCAUCGAUUCAUGAAUCGCAUUUCAAGGAAAGAACCUUCUCGGCGCUGGAGACUGUCGUGUGUAAAGGCGGUUGGCUUUGGUCAAGCUGAUCGAUACGCGAAGUGCGAACGCGGCCGUCGAGUCGCCACGGAAACUACCGAAGCGCGUCGACGGUUGCCGAAACGCGCCGAGGAAGGCCGAAGCGAGGCGGACGCGGCCGAAGUGUGGUUGAGAAGCGACGCAUAGUGAACGACGCGCGGGGGCCCCUCUCAGCUCUCUGUACGGAUUCGCAGCGAACGGCGUACGCUUUUAACGGGCGCGGCUUUGCGUGUUUCGAAGCUGGCGUUUCACGCGGUAAAAUGUCCUCCCUCGACUAUUUGGACCUGUGCCGGUUGUGUCUCGUGAAGGACCGCGUCUCCGUGCCGAUUUUCGAGGGCGAGGGCGACGUGCGGCAGAUUUUCCUCAAGAUCACCGCCUGUUUGCCGGUCAAGGUGAACAGGGAAGACAAAUUACCUAAGAAGAUAUGCGAUGAUUGUGUGUAUAAAGUAGAGUUAUGUUAUCAAUUUUGGCAUACGACAGCAAAUGCUGAGAAACAGUUGCUCCAAUGGCUAGGCGAAGUGAAUAUGGAAGACAAACAGGGUUAUAAUGUUCUCAAUCCGAACGGACUAAAGUCAGAUCAGAACAAUGAGAACAGGUUAGAUGGUACUGUGAUGCAACAAGUAAGCGAACAUCAGAACAAUAUGAAUAUGAGUAUGAUGGACAACAUGAGCCUCAGUAUGCCCAUGAUGAUGUCAAGUAAUACCCAGCAACAAAUAACUUCAGUUCCUAUGGACAACAGUGGUAGCUCUGUACAAAAUGUUCAACCAGUAGCUGGACCAAGUACGCAAACGACACAUGACCAAAUCACACAGAAUCAAACAGACGCGCCUACGCAACAGGAAGAAGAAGACGAGAGCAGUGAUGAAGAUGAAAACUCGGACGAUGAAUGUGAUGGAGACGAAGGCCUACCUAUAAAAGAAGAAAGUGAAGAAGAUCCUAAUAAUAGAACUAUUGAGCCUACAACAUUUGUCAACGUUUCUUUGGCGUGUGAUGAAGCAGGACCUUCAGGACUUCAACAACAGAAAAUUACAGAUAUGCCGGAGAUAGUAAUACCACAAACAUCAGAUGUGGAUCCGAAAACUGGGGAAGGAGGCGAGACCUUCGGUGGAUUAUCAGGGAUGCUGCGUCAAAUUCUCUCGCCCUCACCCGAGAUCGGGGAGGCCGGUAUGUCCGUCAAUUGUAAUCUCCUACAGACCAACUCGAUAUUUUCGAACCAAUCGUCGAUGCUCUCGUCGACGUUGCUUCCCCCGCAUUUUCAAUCCGUGUGUCCGGACCAGUCUCUGCUUGAUCAGGUGCAAAUCUUUACUGAGUCUUAUCCGUGUCCUACGUGCGGGCUGGAGUUCCGAAGUACCCUUAAGCUAAACUACCACAUGCGAACAAGUCACGCCGCGCGUCCGGAAUUCGAGCAUGGUAUCGAGAAUCAGCCGCGGUACUCGUGCGCAAUCUGCUCGCGGACCUUCGUUGCUUUAAAUCACCUGAGGAUGCACGAAGUUACACAUUCUACGCCCAUGCCCACAUGCGCGUCAACCUCCGCCAAUCUCGCUACAUCACCCGGUGGCAACAUGGAAAAAACAUUCGCCUGCGAUCUCUGCCAGGCCAGCUUUCGAUAUCGCACACUACUGGAACGUCAUCGAAGGAUGCACCAAGAGAUCGGCCAAGAGAAACCCUAUUCCUGCCCAAGAUGCUUGAUGCGCUUCGAAACGCGCAAUUUGUAUAAUCACCACGCGAAAACCCACAGACCGUUGCCGGCGAGUAAUGAAAAUCGGAUAGUCGCGGGUACGAAUGCGGUGUCGUCGCCUGUCGAUCAGGUGAUAACCGGCAAUCUCGGUGUUGUCGGUGGCGGUGCCGGCGGCGGUGGAAGUGGUGGACCUGUAAUUCCCGUCAAGCCCCUACCUUCUUAUCCUUGCGACUCAUGUUCCAAGCAGUUUGCGACUGCCGAAUCGUUGACCACGCAUAAGGCGGUGCACAGAUCGCGACCGCUAGUCUGCGACGUAUGCGGCAAGGGCUUCACGCAUCGCAAGUAUUACGUGGUGCACCAGCGCAUUCACACCGGCGAGAGGCCGUAUCUUUGUGCCAUGUGCGGCAAAUCAUUCACGCAAGCGUCGACGCUCACCGUGCAUCGCCGUUAUCAUACGGGAGAGCGUCCGUAUACCUGUACGCUAUGCGGAAAGGGAUUUGUUACGCGAACGAUUAUGCUUAAUCACAUGAAGAAAGAUCGGCAGCAAUGCGGGUCCAGCGUAAUCAAGCAGAUCUUCAUCAAGCCGGUCAAGCUGAAGCAGUUACAGGCAGAGCCCAAACAAUCGAAGAGGAAGUCCUUGAAAUGCGAAUUCUGUGGCGGCAAUUUCAUCUGCGAACAGGCUUUUAAUAUGCAUUUAAAGAUGCAUGAAUCUCAUUCGGAAGAACAAAUACAGCAGGAUGAGCAAUUAGUUUGCGAAAAUUGUGGCUGUACCUUCAUGACGAUAUCAGAGCUGCGUGAGCAUCAGAAGAAACACGUUGCCGAAGACUGUUUUAGCUGUGACAACUGCGACUAUGUGACCACCCGCAAAGAGAACUUAAUCACUCACCAGAAGUGCCACAAUGUGUCUAAUUACAAAUAUCAGUGUGAGGAAUGCGGCGAACAAUUCCAGAGCAAGAGCAACUGUCAGGUACAUCUAUUGUCGCAUGCGAGUGAAAAAUCGUUUCAGUGCGACGUGUGUAACGCCACAUUUCGCUACCGUCAAGGUCUACGAUUGCACUCGAAGCUACAUCAACCGGACUAUGUACAGCCACAAAGAAAACACCACUGCGAGCUGUGCAACAAGCGUUUCUCUCGGAGACAAGUAUUACUGAUGCAUAUGAAGACUCACGACGCGGGACCACAAAACGAAUACGUGUGCACGAUAUGCAGCAAGUCCGUAUCCAGCAAGACUUAUCUCGCGGUGCAUCAGCGCAAGCACACCGGCGAGAAACCUCAUGUUUGCGACGUUUGUGGCAAAGGCUUUAUUUCGCAGAACUACCUGAGCGUGCAUCGUCGCACGCAUACGGGUGAGAAACCACAUCAAUGCACUCAUUGCAAGAAAAGGUUUACCCAACGGACUACGUUAGUAGUACAUCUACGAGGUCACACAGGUGAUCGGCCUUAUCCCUGUACAUACUGUCAUAAAUCAUUUGCUUCAAAAACGAUGCUGAACUCGCACUUGAAAACGCACGCGAAACAAAACGCUCGACAACAACAGGAACAGCAGCAACAGCAGCAAGAAAGUUCGCAACAGGAAGAGGAAUCAGUGCCGUACGAAACGGUCACUAUAGUGUUAUAGUUAGGACAGUGAUUGUUUAGAUCUUAUACUUUUUUUAUAUAAUCAAGCUUUAUUUCUUUUAUGUUUCAUCAGCGUAAGUGAUAUUAGCAGAAUAUGCAAAGAAUAGAUAUAAAUAACUGCCAGAUACUUCGCAAUUUACACAAAUCAUUGAGCGUUUUAAUUUUAUAAAAUAACUGGUGGAAGUAUAUUGUAAAACAAAUUUGCUUUAGUAGUAAUGCUAUGUUAUGUUAGAUGAAAAAUAUACUUGUAAUAAGCAUUGCUCGAUUAAAAUGUGAACAAGUA
Molecule: messenger RNA, 3912 nt
Organism: Acromyrmex echinatior (Panamanian leafcutter ant)
Lineage: Eukaryota; Metazoa; Arthropoda; Insecta; Hymenoptera; Formicidae
Biological process (GO): regulation of transcription by RNA polymerase II
Cellular component (GO): nucleoplasm; nucleus
Molecular function (GO): DNA-binding transcription activator activity, RNA polymerase II-specific; zinc ion binding; DNA-binding transcription repressor activity, RNA polymerase II-specific
Source: RefSeq, a predicted model, not a curated record